UUCCUCUACCUCCUCUUCUCCAUCUCCUCACCCUCUCCUCCCCGUCUCCGGCGACAUUUCAGGCCACGACCCAAGAACCUUCGCCCCCCUCUCCACGGGGGAAGAGCCGCGGCCUCCGGGGAAGCUUCCUUCUCCACUCCGAGGUCUGCGGCGUCGGCUUGGCCUCGAUUGAAGAUCUCGAUUUUGUUUUCUUCCCAACCGAACAAAGGAAGGAUUGCUCGCCGUCGCAAAUCUUGAUCUGUGGGUUGGUGGCCCGUGAGUAAUCCGUGCGGCUCCCGUAGGAGGAGGAAGGAGCAGCAGCAGCAAGAAGGUGGAAGAAGAAGAGCCGGCAGUAAAGAAUAGGAAGGACCAAGGAGAAGGAGAGGAGGGAGCUCUCCAUGGGAGGUGAGCCCCUCCUCACCACUCUCUCCAUGGAGAACGGCAGCAGCAGCGGACACCCCUCCACCCUCCUCUCCAUGGACCCCGCUGGCUCAUCACACCUGGCCUCCGCCGAGUCCUCCGGCGCCGUCAAUGGGGCUGGCGACAGGGAGCUCUUCAUCAUUCCGCGGCACGAGUCUGCGCGGCAGGGACCGCCCGACAUCAACCUCCCACUGUCGGCAGACCCCUCCCCGGCGCCCGCCUUGUGGAGCCUUGACCCUUUCGACAUUCUCGAGGUCGGUCUCAGCACGCAGACUUACGAGUCUGAGGUCCCGCUCACGAUUCCAAAGCCGAGCGGCAAUGGCAACGGCAGCGCGGCGGUCGGGGUGGGCGCGAGGAAGUGCGCCAAGAGAGGGGACAGCAUCUGGGGGGCGUGGUUCUUCUUCAACCACUACUUCAGGCCCGCGCUCGUCGACAAGCCCAAGGGGAAGCUGACACGGGACGCGUCCGGGAGCAUCUCCGGCUUUGACAAGUCUGACCUCCGGCUCGACGUCUUCAUCGUGCAGCACGACAUGGAGAACCUGUACAUGUGGGUGUUCAAGGAGCGGCCCGACAGCGCCCUGGGGAAGAUGCAGCUGCGGAGCUUCAUGAACGGGCAUUCCAAGCACGGGGAGCCGUCGUUCCCAUUCAGCGUGGACAGGGGCUUCUCGAGGUCGCACCGCAUGCAGCGCAAGCACUACCGUGGCCUGUCCAACCCGCAGUGUCUUCAUGGGAUUGAGAUCGUGAGCUCGCCCAAUUUGUCAGCGGUCCCUGAGGCUGACAUGAAGAGGUGGGCUGAGCUUACAGGAAGGGAGCUCAAUUUCUCGAUACCGCCUGAAGCCAGUGAUUUCGAGUCGUGGAGGAACCUUCCGAGCACUGAUUUCGAGCUCGACAGGCCCCAGCCACAGGUGGCAUCGAAGAAUGUCGGGGCACAUAGCUCUCAUGUUCAUAAGAAGGCGCUGAAUGGUUCAGGUCUGAACCUUUCCACGCCGCCGUCAUCGGAUGACGGGAUGGACCUCUCACCCAAGUGCAACAAACGCCGCAAGGACUUCUUUGCUCACAAUGGCGUAGAAGAGGACUGCGCCGCAAUGGCGGCGAACAACUCUUGCUCCGACAGAGAGCAGGAGGUAGAAGUCCAGACCGGUGGCGAACCGUCCUGGAUGCAUGAGUUCACUGGUGUGGCAAAGCAUGCAAGUGGACCUGUUACUGCUGCCAAGACCAUAUAUGAGGAUGACGAAGGCUACUUAAUUAUGGUGAGCAUGCUUUUCUCCGACCAGCGCAGCCUGAAGGUCACCUGGAGGAACACGCUGACACACGGCGUCGUGAAGAUCUCCUGUGUGAGCACCGCCCGCACACCCUUCGUUCGGCGGCAUGACAGGACGUUCAGGCUGACCGACCCAGCCCCCGAGCACUGCCCUCCUGGCGAGUUCGUGCGGGAGAUACCCCUGGCCACGAGGAUCCCUGAGGACGCGAGGCUCGAGGCGUACUACGACGAGACUGGCACCGGGCUGGAAAUCAUGGUCCCCAAGCACCGGGUUGGGCCAGAGGAGCACGAGGUCCAGGUUUGCAUGAGGCCCCCACAUCUCGGCGACAACAAUGAUCUCGUUUUAUCAUAGAACAGGAAAAAGAAAAUACCAUCUAGCAUUUUAGAUCAUCUGUCCGGUGUCAUGCAAUGCCAUGAGACGCCGAACAACAUAACAAAGCUAUCUGCAGCAUGAACUAGUCGAACUUUUCUGUCUCCCCUAGGUAAAAAAAUCUCAUCUGUACUUUUUGCACAGGUACUGCAUCACUAUGUUGGUGGUGAUCCCCUUGACUAUUCAUCCUUCAUAUGAAAGCAUGGCAAGUUAAUAGUA
This is a messenger RNA of Lolium rigidum, 2249 nucleotides long. RefSeq lists its product as uncharacterized. The transcript has 2 exons. Bases 378 to 2012 code for a protein of 544 amino acids. Lineage: Eukaryota; Viridiplantae; Streptophyta; Magnoliopsida; Poales; Poaceae. The record is from RefSeq and is a predicted model, not a curated record.